UUGGUCGGCAUUGGAUAAUUCAGUGUCAAUUGCGAGCGCAAACGAUGAGACAUGAAGAGCAGAGAGGCAAACAUAGGAGACGCGCUGCGUUCCGCAAUAGUCCGCAACACGUCGAGGCCAUCCAUCAUCCAGGGCAUUAUUCAUCCUCACAGCUCUUCGCGUUCAUCUCAAUCGGAGGCGCACUCUGUAUCGGCCAGUUGGGUGCGAGAUCGUAGACUGUGUGCUUCAGCAAUAUGCCGCGAGUUCAGCAUUUCAGCUGCAGUGUGGGGAUCCCCGUAUAUGCUGUCGACUUUAUCGACGAUGAUGUGCUGGUGUAUGCAGGGGGCGGUGGCGCGGGCCGCAGCGGCGUGGCCAACGCAAUUCGCAUUGCAAGGAUUGAUGGGCCGGGCCAAAGACUUGAGCAACUCGCCGAAAUCAAGCUCAGUCGCGAUGAAGACGCGCCAAUGUGUAUGACUGUGGACCGUCAGGGUCAACGUAUACUAUGCGCCAUCAACUCUGUCGCAUCAGAUAUGAAGCAAAGGCAAAAUAAAUCAUUGCGUGUGUUCUCUUUCCAGCUUGGGGAAAGCGAUAAAGAAGGGUCGUUCAGCUCGGAGAUCAAGCCUUCGGCUUCCUCGGCGUCGCUGAACAUCACCGAUCCCGAGCAUUACCAAAAAGUUUUACGGUUAUCACAGCAUGGCAGCACUCUCUUAUCGGCAGGUACCGAUGGAACUCUAGCAUUGCAAGAGUAUCCCUCAUUACGUUCACUCUGGCCAUCGGACUCUCGAGAAUUCGCUGCAACGGAGAUCUACGACGGCAGUUUUGCAGAAAGUGGUGCUGCUGUCGUGCUGGCCUCAGCUGCCAAACUAAAAGUGCUCAGCACCGUACCACCUGGGAAAGAAGGAAAUGAGCACGGACCCACUGUCUUGCAGACGAUACAGAACCCGGCGCUCGGUGGUAACGGCACAUGCGCCUUCAGGGCGGCGCGCUUUGGGAGAGGAGAUGCUAGCCGUAACAAGCUUUUCACCGUUGUGAAUGCAAGUGGUGAUGCGGGCGGUAGGGGCAAGCGUAGCGCAUCUGCGCGAAAGAGCUUUGUGACCGCAUGGAACGCCGAGACCUGGGAUCUGAUUGAGACGAAGCAUGUGUCGGACAAGCCGGUAACAAGCUUUGAUGUCAGCUCCGAUGGAACGCGACUCGGCUUCUCAAGCUCUGACCUGAGCGUAGGAGUGCUCGAUUCGCACAAUCUCAGACCAUUGGUUCGAAUCCUCAGCGCACACAGUUUUCCCGCAACCUGCAUUCGCUUCAGCCCUUCGGGCAAGUAUCUUGUCAGCGGCAGCGCCGACAACACCUUGAGGCUGGUCGAAUUGAACAGCGUAGUCACUGCAGACGGACUAUCGAUCCCUUGGACAGUGCUUUUCACACUUUUCCUGCUUAUCUUGGCAGUAUACUUGCAGAAGGUGCUGUAGUCAUGCUAAGCACCCAGCGCCCAUGAUACCAGAACAGUCGUACAGACUAGACUUUUGCUUUUGAUUGUAAAUAAAGAAGCAAAGCCAUGAAAGGCAAAUUACCA
Tilletiaria anomala UBC 951 is the source of this 1546-nucleotide messenger RNA. Its product is annotated as WD40 repeat-like protein. Gene Ontology annotation, molecular function: GTPase activator activity; guanyl-nucleotide exchange factor activity; protein binding. Gene Ontology annotation, biological process: protein secretion. The coding region runs from base 234 to 1442 and encodes 402 amino acids. Gene Ontology annotation, cellular component: endoplasmic reticulum membrane. NCBI's taxonomy places the organism in Eukaryota, Fungi, Basidiomycota, Exobasidiomycetes, Georgefischeriales, Tilletiariaceae. The transcript has 10 exons. The record is from RefSeq and is a predicted model, not a curated record.